Messenger RNA from Solanum dulcamara, 1199 nucleotides. Its product is annotated as succinate dehydrogenase subunit 5, mitochondrial-like. Gene Ontology annotation, cellular component: respiratory chain complex II (succinate dehydrogenase). The transcript has 5 exons. Bases 72 to 767 code for a protein of 231 amino acids. Gene Ontology annotation, biological process: tricarboxylic acid cycle. NCBI's taxonomy places the organism in Eukaryota, Viridiplantae, Streptophyta, Magnoliopsida, Solanales, Solanaceae. The record is from RefSeq and is a predicted model, not a curated record.
AACUGACUACAAAACUUCAUUUCCCUGAGAGAGUAGUGUUAGGUCAGUGAGAAUCUGAAAUUUUCAAAAAAAUGCAGAAAUUCAUACUGAUACAAUCACUCUAUCGUUCUGUAUGUCGCAGAUCUUCAGCUUUCUCGGUUUCCGCCGUCACCGCCGCCGCAUCUGCCGCCGUCAACCACCACUCCCACCGCCACCUUCAUAUUUCAGCUUCUCCUAGAACCCCUUAUCGUGAAUUGCGACAUCUUUUGACAACGGCAAUAGGAAGCACACGUUCUUUUAGUGAGUAUGUGGCCCACAUGCCUGACAUAAAAGAUCCGGAGGUCGAACGGGCUUUUAAGGACUUGAUGGCUGCAAGCUGGGAUGAGCUCCCAAAUGCAGUUGUUGGUGAUGCAGAGAAUGCAUUGACAAAAAGUACUGAUGACAAGGCUGGUCAGGAAGCCUUGAUCAAUGUUUUCCGUGCAGCAGAGGCAGUGGAGGAGUUCACAGGGAUCCUCACAUCUCUGAAAAUGGAGAUCGAUGAAGCGAUUGGUUUAAGUGGUGAGAAUGUGAAACCUAUGUCAAAAGAAUUCUCUGAUGCAUUCCAAACAAUAUUUCAACGUUACAUCACCUACUUGAGUUCUUUUGGGUCAGAAGAGGUAUACUUGAAGAAGAAAGUUGAGAUGGAACUAGGGACAAAGAUGAUACACUUGAAAAUGAGAUGCAGUGGCCUUGAUUCUGAAUGGGGAAAGGGCGUUAAAGUGGCAGUGGGAGAGGGAAGGACACCCUAGGUUACAGUUCUUGGGACUUCAGGACUUGCUGGUUCCUAUGUUGAGCAAAGAGCAUAAGCCUUCAAUGAUGGCUGAAAGUCCGAAGUGUUUUUGCCUUUAAGUCACUUAUGCAACAUUUUCCUGGAAAAAGAAAAGGAAGUUUUAGAUAAUACAGGAUGAUAUCGAUGUGAUCCGUUAAAUUGCACUGUUGUUUCGCAAGUUUGAUAAUGUGAUAGCCGCAAUAUGUAGUUGAUACUAAUCCUAAUAACUUCUUCAAGAAGAGUUUCCUGAGUAUUCAGAAAGAUAGUGUUUCAUGUCAAUUGAUUCAGGUCCACUGGUUUAAUUUUUCUUGAUUGAUAAUUGGACAUGGCACUGUGAGGUAGCCAGCUCACUUUUAUCUCUUUUGUGUUCAAUUGAACAAACUGAAUUUAUGAACAUCUUUGAUUGACAGUA